Messenger RNA from Phragmites australis (common reed), 907 nucleotides. RefSeq lists its product as uncharacterized. The transcript is spliced from 2 exons. Gene Ontology annotation, biological process: regulation of synaptic vesicle exocytosis; synaptic vesicle exocytosis; lysosome localization. Bases 1 to 417 code for a protein of 138 amino acids. Lineage: Eukaryota; Viridiplantae; Streptophyta; Magnoliopsida; Poales; Poaceae. Gene Ontology annotation, molecular function: SNARE binding. The record is from RefSeq and is a predicted model, not a curated record. Gene Ontology annotation, cellular component: BLOC-1 complex; BORC complex; synaptic vesicle.
AUGGACGACGCUGAUCGGCCCGCCGUCGCGGCCGGCGACCGGCCUUCGGUGGUCGCGGGGGAUGGUGGCAUGGACGCGCCUUGUCCCGAGCGGUGCGAGGCUCUGGCCACGGUAGUUGCGGUGGUGCUAGGCGGUGCGCUGCGUGAGCACGAGGAGCGGGUGGUCGCCACUGCCCGGAGCCAGGACGAGGUCGCGGUCACCUUCGACUGCCUCAACGAAGAACUAGACAAGCUAUUAGAGAACGCACCCUCGAUGGUAAUAAUGCAACACGCAGCAAGGAUCUCUUCUAUCCGCAAGAGAAUUUUAGCACUGAACAUGCUACUGAAGUCCAUACAGAGACGCAUAGAUAACAUUGAUAGAAUUAUUUCUACUGGUGCAACAAGUGGUACUGCUCAUAAUAACAAUGUUGUUACCUGAUUUUUUAUCUGUGGAUGAAUCAUUAUGGUGGACACAUUGCUUUGUGUUUGCAGAUCAUUUGUCUCCUGUACAGUUUGAAAGCCUGAAGUCAAGUUGGAUUAAGAUGCACCGCUUAGUUCUUCCUUGUAUUAUUGCCUAUUUAUCUGUGGGGUCAUCAUGAUAAACCUGAACAAACAAUAGCUAGUAAAAGUAUGCUGAUGGCUUUCUGUAUUAUGGAGCUACUGCUGUGGAUGCAGGCCUCAGUAAUUUUUUAAAACAGUAGUUGAGAGAUCAAAUUAAAUUUCGUAGAGCUGGAGAGGUGAGGUUUUCCUGCUUUUGCUAUAUUGUUGUGCUAGAAAUAAAUAAAUAAUAAACAGCACAAUGAUCGGAUAAGAAAAUAUCUUAAAUCUCUGUUUUUUUGCCACAAUUGCAGGCUUGUUUACUUAGUUGCAUCCGAACACUGGUGCUCUGAAUUGUAGGUUCUAGAAGAGAAGUUCCAGCUGCGUUCAUC